GCCAUUGCAUUAUUGUCAAAUAUGGCGGAUUAAAAGACGUUGUAAAUAAUACAUGGGACGUUUUUAUAUUUAAAUAAAAACACUGUAAAGUGUUUAGUUAGUGAUCAGUGUUUUACUUAUUAGUUUAGAUAAACAAUGUGAGUGUGUGAAACUAAUAAAACUUUGGUGUAAUUCAGUGGAAUGGUGUUUAUUGAAAGGCAAAAUUCAUAACCAUCUGUAUCGAGCGUCUUUGAUGUUUCGUCAUCAGACGAAUUUCUCGUUAAUAAGUUUAUUUUAAAAUUGAAUUUUGCAGUGCUGUUUUUUUAGAGAAAUAAAAUUACCCGUGAAUCAUGAGUACUUUAUGUGUUUUAACGUGGUCUCGAUAUUUCGAGAGUGAGAAAACGGACAAUUAUUGUUGCCAUUUGUAAAUGGCAACAAAGACUGUUAAUUUUAAAUAUAGUUUUGACUAAUACUCGAGCUCGAUAUCGAGAUUAAAUUAUUAUAGUGACAGGUGAGAUGAAGUAAAGAAGGAGGAUGAUGAUGGGCGAUCAGUUUCGUAGCAAAGUGGAGCAAUACUCACCAAAGUCUUCACCGAGGGGUGCUCGUUCCCCUGUUGUUUCUCGUCAGGACUCGACUGGGACCCUCAAAACGACGAUUUCCCUAGGCAAAAAUCCCUCCAUCGUCCACAGCGGGCCUUUCUAUUUAAUGAAAGAACCUCCUGGGGAGAGCGAACUCACAGGAGCUACGAAUUUGAUGGCCUAUCAUAGCCUCGAGCAUACUUAUAGUAAAUUUAGCGGAAAAAAGCUCAAAGAACAGCUCUCUUCAUUUCUUCCCAAUUUACCUGGUAUUAUCGACACUCCUGGCCAUCAAGAUAAUAGUUCGCUUCGUUCUGUAAUAGACAAACCCCCAAUUUGUGGUAAAGAACUUUUACCAUUAACGAGUGUGCAACUCGCUGGCUUUAGACUUCAUCCUGGUCCACUUCCCGAACAAUAUCGAUACAUAAAUCAAGCUCCCCAGAAGAAGCAUAAAAAUAAACAUAAAAAGCACAAGCAUAAACCUGGAGAGGUUCCUGGUGGACAGGAAACGGCUACCACCGACAUUGGUGGUACGGAUACACAUGAAAAGAAACACAAAAAACAAAAGAGACACGACGAGGAGAAGGAGGCGCGAAAGAAGCGAAAAAAGGAGAAGAAAAGAAAAAAGCAGAAACACAGUCCCGAAUAUCCUGGCGGAUUGACACCUUCUCAACAUUCUAAUUCGUGAUCUCAAUUUUCCGUUUCUUGGCUUAUCGAUAUGGGCGCGACGAUAUUUUAGGAUAAGUGAAAAAAAAGAAAGGAUUCGUUAAUAAAAAAAUUUUUAUUGAAAAUCAAUUAAUUUUGUUUUCUCGUUUUGUCAAACUGUGAACAUUGAAUUUUUCUCUUCAAUCGCUUCUCAUUCCAUUCGAAGAUGAAAAGAAAAACUAUUUCGAUUUGCUUCCUUUUUUGUAUAGUUUCGAAUCAUCGAAAUCGCAAAUUAUUUAAUUCGAUUCUUAUUAGACAGCGAAACAAGAACUUUUAUAAGAGCUCUUAUUUUUAUACUAAGACAGAAAUUACGCUGUUUAAUUUCUCCAGCUAAAUGUGAUUCUACGUUUUUCUAAAAUCAUUUUUCAAACUAUCGUCUCAGGUCAACAAAAAAAAAAAAACAGAAUUCUUUUCUCCUUUCUUUUUCUUGUACAAAAAAAAAUUUUGUUGAGGAAAUGAUACUUUCAAUUUGGAAAAUUGUUUUUUUUUUUUUUUUGAAAUAUGAAAGUAUCUCCGAAGUAUAAGUUUAGCAUAAUUUGAAUUGUACACUUAUUGUAAUUAUUUUUCUUCAUUACGUGAAUCCUGGAUAAUAAAAUGGAUCCACAUUAGUGCAAAUAUAUUGCAUAACAUAAAAGAUAACUAUCAAGAAAUAACUUUGUUAUCAUGUAUUUAUAUAUGAUGAGUGAGUGAAUCGUAGCCAUUUACUGCACGUAAUCAUAUGCAAACAGGACUUUGUCAUGUUACUUGUAGUAUUUAUAUGGCGAAAAUGUGAAUAAAAUAGUUUAAUAGAA
This is a messenger RNA of Leptopilina heterotoma, 2050 nucleotides long. RefSeq names its product mediator of RNA polymerase II transcription subunit 19 (gene MED19). Gene Ontology annotation, molecular function: transcription coregulator activity; transcription factor binding. The record is from RefSeq and is a predicted model, not a curated record. The transcript is spliced from 4 exons. Gene Ontology annotation, biological process: positive regulation of transcription by RNA polymerase II. Lineage: Eukaryota; Metazoa; Arthropoda; Insecta; Hymenoptera; Figitidae. Gene Ontology annotation, cellular component: mediator complex. Bases 514 to 1242 code for a protein of 242 amino acids.